Messenger RNA from Mesorhabditis spiculigera, 1836 nucleotides. The record is from the annotation of a GenBank genome assembly. NCBI's taxonomy places the organism in Eukaryota, Metazoa, Nematoda, Chromadorea, Rhabditida, Rhabditidae.
AUGUUGCUACGAGUCGGCCGGGAUCGUGUCCGCCUCGCCGGGGCCUACGUUGGGCGCAGCUUGUCCCAUCAGGCUUGUACCCCUCUGAACGAUGAGAAGGCGAAGGAGAUCGACCAGUGCUACUCACGGCUCGAUCCGACGUUUCGGAAUACGCAGGAGGCGUUUAAGUCCAAAUCCAACGGCGAGCUCCUCCGGGCCAUCUCCGUGCUCCAGGCCUGCGAGUACGACUUUCUGGUGCAGAACAACAUGCGUAUUCUGAACACGCUGCGCCGGGUGCUCGGCAAAUCGCUGUUUACCAAGCUCCUGCAGAAGACUUUUUACGGCCAUUUUGUGGCUGGCCAGGAUGAGAAGGAGGUGAUGCCGACCGUCGAGAAGUUGAAGCAGUUCGGCGUCAAGUCGAUCCUCGACUACUCGGUGGAGGCCGAUCUGUCGUCGAAGCAGGCCGAGGAGAAGACGAAGACGCAGAGCUUGGCCCCGAAGCCGGAGACGUCGGAUGCGAUCACCUCCUCCGGGCUCGUCGACAAGAAUCUUCACGAGAAGACGCGCUCCCGCUAUUCUGCGCACGCAGAAUUCGCGGAUCGCCGAAAGGACGUCUUUUCCGCCAGGACCUACUUCUACGAAGGCGAGGAGGAAUGCGACAAGAACCGCGACAUUUUCUGCAAGACUGUUGACGCCGUCGCGAAGGCCACUGCUGGCGAGGGAUUUGCUGCUAUUAAGAUCACAGCCCUCGGCCGCCCUGCCCUCCUGCUCAAGCUGUCCGAGUCGAUCGCGCAGACGACUAACUUCUUCAACGCGCUCACCACCGGCCCUGACAGCAUGCGCACGGAGAAGCGCCGCCUCACCGAGCAGGAGUUCAUCGACAGGCUCAAGGAGUUCGGCGUGCGCACCGACUCGGACGAGGCGCGCAACUGGUUCAAGUCGGUCGACUUUGACAGCGACGGCCAGCUCGAUUUCCACGGCUGGCAGCACUUGCUGGAGGAGAACAGGAAGCUGGGUGAUAUGUUCCAGGUGCUGAACAUCAAGACCGGCAAGCUCGAGCCGCUCAUCCAGAACCUGACAUCGGAUGAGGAGAAGGAGUUCGGCAACAUGGUCAAGCGCACGCUCGCUGUUGCUGAACACGCGAUUUCCAAGGGGGUUCGAGUGAUGGUCGACGCCGAGCAGACCUACUUCCAGCCCGCCAUCAGCCGUAUGGCCAUCCAGAUGAUGAGGAAAUACAACAAGGACCGCGGCAACAUCUUCAACACGUACCAGGCCUACCUCAGGAAUGCCCUCGACGCCAUGGAGUGCGACAUGCAGCUGGCUCGCCGUGAGGGAUGGCACUUUGGCGCGAAGCUGGUCCGCGGCGCCUACAUGGAGCAGGAGCGGAAGCGCGCGGCCACCGUCGGCUACGACGACCCGGUUAACCCGGAUUUCCAGGCCACCUCGAAAAUGUACGAGAAGUGUUUGACGCGAAUUGCCGACGAGUGCGACAGGCGAGGACGUGGGCACGUGUCGGUGAUGGCCGCCUCGCACAAUGAAGAUACGGUCCGUUUCGCCGUCAACCUGAUGCGCGAGCGGUGCUACGCGCCGAGCGAGAAGAUUCUCUGCUUCGCCCAGUUGUACGGAAUGUGUGAUCAGGUCUCGUUCUCCUUGGGCCAAGCCGGCUACUCGGUCUACAAGUACCUCCCGUACGGCCCGGUCGAGGAAGUGUUGCCCUACCUCUCCCGCCGUGCCCUCGAGAACGGCUCCCUGCUCAAGAAGGCCAACCAGGAGCGCAGGCUGCUCAUCAAGGAGUUCCGGCGUCGCCUCGGAGCCGGCCAGUACUUCUACAAGGCGCCCGUCCCGUCGGUCGUCGCC